Molecule: messenger RNA, 1860 nt
Organism: Peromyscus leucopus (white-footed mouse)
Lineage: Eukaryota; Metazoa; Chordata; Mammalia; Rodentia; Cricetidae
Product: olfactory receptor 10AD1-like
Exons: 2
Coding region: 1-1188 (395 amino acids)
Biological process (GO): G protein-coupled receptor signaling pathway
Cellular component (GO): membrane
Molecular function (GO): G protein-coupled receptor activity; olfactory receptor activity
Source: RefSeq, a predicted model, not a curated record
AUGAAGAUGAUAGGAACAGGCCCAGGUGAUGCCUUGAUCGACCAAGAAACCUCACUUAGAGGGAGUCUGCUGCUUCAAGGAGGGGCCAACAGGAUUACUAAGUUCCCAGACUUAAUCACCAGGGAAAGCCUCUUGCUGGGCUUCUGGGUCCAGGGGAACAUCUCACCUUCCACACAACUGUGUCCUUUAUGCUUUUCCUGCCCCCGCCCCUCCUCCAACAGGCCCCAGACAGCAGACCUGAGGAACAGCAGCAGCACAGUGACCGAGUUCAUCCUCGUGGGCUUCGAGCAGAGCUCCCCUUCCACACGAGCUUUGCUCUUCAGCCUCUUCCUGGCUCUCUACAGCCUCGCCAUGGCCAUGAAUGGCCUCAUCAUCUUCAUCACCUGGACUGACCCCAGGCUCAACAGCCCCAUGUACUUCUUCCUUGGACACCUGUCUUUCCUGGACAUCUGCUUCAUCACCACCACCAUCCCACAGAUGUUGAUCCAUCUGGUGACCAAGGACCACACGGUCUCCCUUGCCUCCUGUAUGACCCAGAUGUACUUGGUCUUUCUAGUGGGUGUGGCCGAGUGCAUCCUCUUGGCUUUCAUGGCCUAUGACCGUUAUGUUGCAAUCUGCCACCCACUCAACUAUGCCCAGAUCAUGAGCCAGCAGGUGUGUGUCAGGCUGGUGUGUUCUUCCUGGAUCUUUGGGAUGGUCAAUGGCAUCUUUCUUGAGUACAUGUCAUUCCGGAAUCCCUUCUGCAAAGACAACCACAUAGAAAACUUCUUCUGUGAGGCCCCCAUAGUGAUUGCCCUCUCCUGUGGGGACCCUCAGUUCAGCAUGAAGUUGAUCUUUCUUGAUGCCAUUGUGGUGCUGCUCAGCCCCAUGGUGCUCAUUGUCACCUCCUAUGCCCGCAUCCUGACCUCCAUCCUCAGCAGAGCCUCCUCCUCAGGCAGGGGGAAGACCUUUUCUACUUGUGCCUCUCACCUGACUGUGGUCAUCUUUUUCUACACCUCAGCCAUGUUCUCUUACAUGAACCCCCGCAGUACACAUGGACCUGACAAAGACAAACCUUUCUCUCUCCUCUACACCAUCAUCACCCCCAUGUGCAACCCCAUCAUCUACAGCUUCCGCAACAAGGAAAUGAAGGGGGCCAUGGGGAGGGCUCUUGGGAGAGGCAACCUGGCCCAGGCAGAGUCUGUCUAGGAGAGAGAUACCUAGAGAGUUCCCUCCACUGGAGAGUGGAGAGGUAACCCCUUUCCUGGGCCUCAUCAUCUCUGCCAGACUCCGGGAAUGAGAUUCACAGCCACCUUAGCACUAGACUCAAGAUGAAAUUUCUUGUGUCCAUAUAUUUCAGCACAGAUGGAUCUUCUCUGACUUCCCUUAGUUUGGGGAAGGGAACAUCUCUGUGACCUGCAUGGGCGGCAGAGAGACAAUCUGGGGGAGAGGACAAGAAGGCAGUUGAGCACAAUGUGUAUCAGUGAUCAACGCUGGUUCAGACGUCCGGAGUCGGACCCCAAGUUGUUUAUUAGGCAUAUUUAAACAUAGCACAAUCUGGUGAAAACUAUUCUUGUGGUGAAUAACUGAACCCUGCAUAUACAACAACACAUACCUAGAUCUCUGAGGAACAAAGCUAAAUACCGAUCAGACGUGACGAUAUCAAAACUCUUUGUAAAAUGCAUGUGACACUUUUCAUAAGGAUAGAUUCUAUAGAUUGACUGAGAAAAACGAGUUUUCUAGCAACAUCUGGAGGACGGUCCAGUGCCUGAAAGUCCCUGGCCGCAGAUUGCACCAAGGUCACCAGGCUGGAGAGCAAGUUCAUUCCAGCAUUCUGGGUGGAAAACAAGUUUUGCGUUCCUUCCUUUGAAGGAAAAACCC